Trametes versicolor FP-101664 SS1 is the source of this 1110-nucleotide messenger RNA. Its product is annotated as NAD-P-binding protein. The record is from RefSeq and is a predicted model, not a curated record. Gene Ontology annotation, molecular function: oxidoreductase activity. The coding region runs from base 1 to 1110 and encodes 369 amino acids. The transcript is spliced from 6 exons. NCBI's taxonomy places the organism in Eukaryota, Fungi, Basidiomycota, Agaricomycetes, Polyporales, Polyporaceae.
AUGGCCAUCCCUAGGACUACCCGCGAGUACCGUCUCCCGAAGGCCGACGGCUUCCACGACCUCACCCUCACCUCAGCGCCUAUCCCCCUACUCAAGGCGACAGAAGUGCUCGUGAAGGUACACGCCGUCUCGCUGCAGCACCGCGACCUCGCCAUCGCGAAGGGCCAGUACCCGCUCAAGCAAAAGGAGAACGUCGUGCCGUGCUCCGACCUCGCUGGGGAGAUCGUCGCGCUCGGCGCGGAGGUCGUAGGCUGGCGCAGAGGCGACAGGGUGUGCUCGAACUUCGCGACAGACCAUAUCUUCGGAGACGCCACCGCGGAGCAUCGGGCGACCGCUCUAGGUGCACCUAUUGACGGCGUGUUGGCCGAGUAUAAGGUCUUGCCUGCGCAUGCGCUGGUGCGCGUCCCGGAGCAUCUCAGCUAUGAGGAAGCGUCGACUCUUCCAUGUGCGGCGGUCACCGCGUAUAACGCCCUCCUUGGACCGAACCCGCUAAAGGGCGGCGACACGGUGCUCGUCCAGGGCACAGGCGGGGUGUCCAUUUUCGGCCUGCAGAUUGCAGUCGCAUCGGGCGCGACUGUCAUCGCGACGUCUUCGUCCGACGAGAAGUUGGAGUUCAUGAAGUCGCUUGGGGCCGCGCAUACAAUCAACUACAAGACGACGCCAGAUUGGGACGAAGAGGUGCUCAGAAUAACGAACGGCCGUGGCGUCGACCACAUCCUGGAGGUCGGCGGGCCAGGCACCCUCAUGAAGUCUGUGAACGCAAUUCGCUAUGGUGGAACGAUCAGCAUUAUCGGCAUUGUGGCCGGGAUGUAUGCCGACGUGAGCAUGCUACCGCUUCGGGUAGUCAGCAAAGGCGCCAUCGUCCGCGGGAUCCACGUCGGAUCGCGCGAGCAAUUCGAGGCUAUGAACCGACUGAUCCAGGCGAUGAAGCUCAAGCCAGUCAUCGACAGGGUGUUUGCGUUCGAGGACGCGCGCGAGGCGUAUGAGUACCAGGAGAUUCCGCACGUCGGCAGGGUCGUCAUCAAGGUGGCGAAAGAGUCACAGGGGGCAAUGACCCAUUUUUCCGGGGAAAACAUGUCGGGAACAUGGCGGGAAUUGAAAGGAUAUUAA